This is a messenger RNA of Prorocentrum cordatum, 2862 nucleotides long. The record is from the annotation of a GenBank genome assembly. Lineage: Eukaryota; Dinophyceae; Prorocentrales; Prorocentraceae.
AUGCGUUGGGCCAAACACAUCGCAAUCAUGCUUUCCAUAUUCAGUCACGCGGGCUCGCUGCAGCUGAACGCUGACGACAAGAGCGGCGAUGCCGACGGCAAGGGGGCCGAGCGGACCAACGCCUCUACUUUUCCAUUAAUCUCCCCAGUGAUCUACCCCUUCGAUCCGAAUAAUCUCGAAGAUCGCUACAUACUACCAGCCCAGCAGAACAUCGUAGACCUGGGCUACGGAGGAAGCUGUGAGCGCGGGUGGUACGACGUCCAGGGGCAGGGCAUCUGCAACGACUAUUGCAGGUGGGUUGGAAAUUGUGGAUGUGGAGGCAGCUGCUCAAGGUUCGACUGCGCGCUCGCAGGGUCGAGCAGCAUCUACACGGGAAACGACUAUGGGUGGGCGAGAGGGAGCCAAUGCCCGCAUCAGGGUGCUGAGACGAGAGUGCUUACCGUGACUGGGCAAGUCGGUCCAAGCAGCGCUAUGUUGUCCCAGUACAAUAAUGUCCGUGCAGUCCUGCACCGAAGCGAUUUCACUUUGUGGAUUUUCGCUGUCUACCAUGGGGGCUACACCAAGAUGGUUGGUGUAACCAUAGUGAACGGAGUUGAAACAGGUUCGCGAUCUGCCCGAUAUGUGUCAGGGUAUCACAGCCUGACGCGUGCAUCAAUCAGCAGUCUCUGGGACAGUGGUACUACAAUGGCAUAUUCAUGUGGAGAAGGAUACUGCCUCCACUACGUGCACAUUGACCCGUCGGCAGCAUGGACGCUCACGCAAGCCGUGCGAGUGGGCAACACGAUCCGAAAAAUAUCCAGUGGGUCGGCGUACGAUGCCUCGGCGAGUGCGCACGGCAUUGUAAGCGUAAGCAUCCAGGCUGAAGAGACAUGGGCACACAAACGGGUUGGUCUCACCGCUGAUCUGACAGACAAUUCGAAAUACCCGAAUGGAGCAUAUAUAGGCCUUUUCCCAGCAGGGCGAGUCUACAUACCUGGUAGAGCCGACAGCACAUACACGACGCAUGAUGUGUUCAGGUUUCAGUGGGAGGCGAACAUGAUUGUCGUGUACAAAAACGGUGUGAGGCUCCAUUCUUGGUCGGUGGCAAGCCCCCCAAGGGGUGUGCUGUUGUAUUUCUACGAGUACGGCGCGUCAUUGCAGGUGUUUACUUCGCCGGUGUCCCUUUGGCAGCCAGACAACACGUGGUACGUCGUCGACGGCUCAACGGUGACAAGGAGUGCGGCUUCAUCAUGGCUCUGGAGGACCAUAGCGUUUGGCCCAUGGAUAGAGUCAGGGACUUACACGGCAUCGUUUGCAUAUGUCGCGUCGUCCCAUGGCUGUACUCAAUCGCCAGGCUGCAGUGUAGCAUUCGGUGUCGUAUUCGAAGGGUACGAUCUUGGACAGAGCGGAUGCUACCACAGCAGCGUUGAUGGGUACAAUUGCCAAUCUGGUCGAGGUCUCCAACUUCUAGGCAACAAGUGGGGUCAAAGUAGUUGGCAGGGUUGUUCAAAUCACGGUAUUCAAGUUGGUGAUGUGAUCCGUGUGCAGAUCGACAUGUCCCUCGCAACAAUGACCGUUGCCGUCAACGGUGUAAAUUGCCCACCGUUCCAAUCACUUCCAAGUCAAGUUCGACUAGCGGUAUCCACAGAAAGGGAUGGAGACAUUGUCGCUGCAUUGCUGACAUCAUCGAUCUCCACGACGCCCAGCCCCACGGCCAGCCCUACGGCCAGCCCGACGGCCAGCCCGUCGGCCAGUCCGACGGCCAGCCCGACGGCCAGCCCCACGGCCAGCCCUACGGCCAGCCCGACGGCCAGCCCCACGGCCAACCCAACGCCAAGCCCCACGCCCAACCCGACGCCCAGCCCCACGCCCACUCCGACGCCCAGCCCCACGCCCAACCCGACGCGCUACCCGACGCCCUACCCGACGCCCAACCCGACGCGCUACCCGACGCCCUACCCGACGCCCUACCCGACGCCCAACCCGACGCGCUACCCGACGCCCUACCCGACGCCCUACCCGACGCGCUACCCGACGCCCUACCCGACGCCCUACCCGACGCCCAACCCGACGCGCUACCCGACGCCCUACCCGACGCCCAAACCAACUGCCAGCCCGACAGCCAGCCCAACGGCAAGCCCAACUGCCAGCCCGACGGCCAGCCCGACGGCCAUUCCGACGGCCAGCCCGACCCCCGCCCCGACGGCCCCCCCAGCGGUGUACGGUGAGCUCUCUGCAACGGUGCUCGACCCAGAAGAGUUUGUGGCAAAUUGUACAAAUAACCCGGAUAUUCAAGCAUCGAUUGCGACCUACCUCGAUGGUGAACUUGGUAGCACCGUCGACCCUCAGGCCAUCAAUGUGUUCUGCAAAUUGGUUGAUGGCAACGUCACCCUUGGGUACGAGGUCGAAGCCAGCUCGUUUGACGAUACUCUUCAAGAUAUAGGAGCAGCUCUAGCAGGCAUUGUAGCGGGGGGUGUUGGGGCUGCGCUGUUGUCGCUUAGCGGUGCGAUGUUUGCAGGUGCAGCACCUGCGCUUGGGGGACUUGGAAGCCUGUUUGGCCAAUUCUUUCAGGGGAAUAGUCCUCCUGCUCCAAGCCCCCCCUCUUAUGCGCCGCGACGGAGACGUUCGACGCCGAGACGGAGACGUUCGACGCCGAGCCCCACGGCCAGCCCAACUGCCAGUCCGACGCGCAACCCAACGCGCAGUCCGACGGCUAGCCCGACGGCCACCCGACGGCCAGCCCGACAGCCAGCCCAACUGCUGGCCCGACGCCAAGCCCGACGGUCUGCACAACGGUUCAAGGUGGUUUUGCCCUCACCGUCCCCGACCCCGAAGAAUUUGCAGAGAAUUGUUCCAACGGUACAGACGUGCGAGUUGCUCUAG